AUUGUAAAUGUUCUCUCCAGAAAUUGCCUGCCCGUUGCAGCUAAUCGAACACACACCACACACAUACACAGCACACACUUCUGGUACACUUUCUGAGCCCUAAUACACACACACGCACACCACACACAGACAGACAGACAGACACACACACACACACACAUACACACACUCACACACAGCCUACGGGUGGGUUGGAUCUUGGAUUUUGCCAGUUCUACUAGGAAAUACCCAGGGACACAGCGAAGGAGUGUUUCCUCCCCGACAGUCAACUCUGCCUUCUUUUCCCCAGCUUCUCUGGAAGAGAAUGCGUCCCGCCCUCCAGAUCACUUGGACUCUUCUCUGUAUUAUGUUUGCCCCUCCGGCUCCAUCUCAACGGUGAAAACCAGAUCAUGGGAGAGAGACAGCAAGCGGCUGGCUCCGGACUCUGAGCAUUUUGCUGAGAGACCACAUGCCCGGGCUUCCAAUUUGGUGGCCCGCUGCUCCCUGCCCCUCCUCGUCUUUGAGAAGCAAAUCGCCAGCACCAGGGAGUGUAUGCAACUUCUGCUGACCCGAGAUCAGGUUUAAAUGGUCAAUUGGACGCCUGGCUCCUUAUCAGAGAAACCCAAAAUGAAUAAUUCAACGAGCCCAAACUCCACUAACAAUGGAAUGGUUCUUGCAAGUCCAUAUAAAACAGUAGAAGUAAUAUUCAUUGUACUGGUAGCAGGAUCACUCAGUUUGGUCACCACCAUUGGAAAUAUCCUGGUCAUGGUCUCCAUUAAAGUCAAUCGCCACCUCCAGACUGUCAACAACUACUUUUUGUUCAGCUUGGCAUGUGCUGACCUCAUCAUAGGUGCCUUCUCCAUGAACUUAUACACUCUCUACACUGUGAUUGGCUACUGGCCCUUGGGGCCUGUGGUGUGCGAUCUUUGGCUAGCCUUGGACUAUGUUGUCAGCAAUGCCUCUGUUAUGAACCUACUUAUCAUCAGCUUUGACAGAUACUUUUGUGUCACCAAACCACUGACCUAUCCAGUCAAGAGGACCACCAAAAUGGCAGGCAUGAUGAUUGCAGCUGCCUGGGUCCUGUCUUUUGUACUGUGGGCACCUGCCAUUCUCUUCUGGCAGUUCAUUGUAGGGGUAAGGACCGUGAAGGAUGGAGAGUGCUACAUUCAAUUUUUCUCCAAUGCUGCUGUCACCUUUGGCACAGCCAUUGCCGCCUUCUAUUUGCCUGUGAUCAUCAUGUCAGUCUUGUACUGGCACAUAUCCCGAGCCAGCAAGAGCAGGAUAAAAAAGGACAAAAAAGAAGCUGUGGCAAACCAGGAUCCAGUCUCUCCAAGUCUGGUCCAAGGCAGAAUUGUGAAGCCAAACAACAACAACAUCCCCACCAGUGAUGAUGGUCUAGAGCAUAACAAAAUCCAAAAUGGCAAAGCCACCAGAGAUGCAGUGACUGAAAACUGUAUUCAAGGGGAGGAGAAAGAGAGUUCCAAUGAUUCCACCUCUGUCAGUGCUGUGGCUUCUAACAUCAAAGAAGAUGAUAUAACCAGAGAGGAAAACACAAUUUCCACCUCCCAGGGUCAUUCCAAAGAAGAGAAUUCCAAGCUGACAUGCAUCAAAAUUGUCACCAAGACCCAGAAGGGUGACUGCUGUGCUCCCACCAAUACCACUGUAGAGAUUGUGGGUCCUUCGGGACAGAAUGGGGAUGAUAAACAGAAUAUUGUUGCCCGCAAGAUUGUGAAGAUGACUAAGCAGCCUGCAAAAAAGAAACCUCCUCCUUCAAGAGAAAAGAAAGUGACCAGGACUAUCUUGGCUAUCCUAUUGGCUUUCAUCGUCACCUGGACCCCAUAUAAUGUCAUGGUGCUUAUAAACACCUUCUGUGCAACCUGUGUUCCCAAUACAGUAUGGACAAUUGGCUACUGGCUCUGUUACAUCAACAGCACCAUCAACCCUGCUUGCUAUGCGCUGUGCAAUGCCACCUUCAAGAAAACCUUCAAACACCUUCUCAUGUGUAAUUACAAGAACAUAGGAGCCACAAGGUAAAAAGGACCAAAGAUGAGAGAGGGAAACCAAGGGAUUAGUCAAGAGUCAAGAAGGGGAAAACCGAUUCCCAAUUUUUAAAACUACGCCAUAGCACUUUACAUGAUCAGUAUGAAAUGUUCAAUCAAGGAAAGCAGUGAAGACACUCCUGAUGGGGCCUCUGCUCCUUUGGAGAAUUGCACUUUAAAGAGUAUUUGCAAUCCAAGAGCAAUGAGGAAAGGGAAGGAGCCAAUGGAUGACAUGGAUUUAAGUCAAUGUUCCCUGUUUCCUGACAGCAUCACACAGAAGGGCUUUCGUGUCUAUAGUUAUGUCUGUUCCUGUAUAAUAGCAAUCAAAUCUCUCUCUUUUUUAAUUUAAUUGGGAUUAUUUGUUCCUGUGUGUCUAUCCGAGGAUAAUAUACAACAUAUAGUGAUUUUUAUUGGAAAUUAGACACUAAAUAUAUAAAUAAUAUAUUAAGAAGUAGAAAGGAAAGACAAUGGGAUAGUGAUAUCAUAGUGUGAAGAUGAUCUUCAAAGCAUCAAGCUGAUACAAUGGCUUUGUCAGGUUUUAUAUGGAAAACCAUAAUGUAACAUAUGUGCAUUUAUCCAUCCCUACAUAUUUCACUUUUCCAAAAGGAAGCUAAAAAGGAAGGAGGCCAAUGUCUUCUUUAUUUUGCUGUGUUAUCAGAGUACUGUGUUGCUCUGCUCUCCCUUUGAUGGUGUCUCUAUCCUAAUAGGUUUGCCCUUACAGACUUCUCACUGAGCUUAGCUGCACAGGCAUGGGCAUGAAUAUGGGGGCUUCUUGCUGCUCAUUGUACCUUUUGGGCUCUCGUGAGGUAAUAGUCAAUGGAACUUUAAUUUCUUUGAGCUCUUACAUGUAAUAUCUUCUAUUGAGCUGGAUUUCAUCUCAAUUAGCUUCUAAUUUUGUUUUUAAAAAAACCUGUCCAAGGCAGGAUGGAGAAUCAAAGCCAUCUGCAAAAUGAAGGGUUUCAUCAAAUUAGUCACCAGGCAGUUUGGUUGGAAAUCCCAAAAAGAGACCAGAUCAUUUUAGAAAUGAGGAAAUAGAUAGGGGAAAUUGAGGAUAGAGCAAGAGAAGACUAUUUCCAAUAGAUAUAAACAUCCUGUUCAGGAUCUGCCUGACAUGAGAAAUCUUAACCUAUAAAAAGACGAAUUCUUUAUUGCUGUCAGUCAUGAAGAAGACUCCACUUCUUCCUAAUCUGGAUUAACAUGGUGCCUCAAAUCGCUCCUGGUUCUAACCCCAGAAUAAAAUAUUUCUAAAGUCCUUCUUGUCUGCCAGUGCCUGUGGCAUGUUAAAUACAGUUGGAUUGUAUUUGUUAAAUUAAAACACAGAAUGAGAUAUUUCGAUUUGGCCCAUGAGAAUGGAAAAGAAAAAACAAAUUCCAUUCUAGUCACCCCAGUAGCAUGUUAAACCUACUCCAACUAUCAAUUCCUUCUACAUUAGCUCAGCUACCCAGUCCUUUUAUCCAAACAAUAAUUAUAGUCUUUGUGUUGAUGAUAUAGAUUAUAAUCAAACUGAGGACAGGGUGAACUCAGAAGAAUCUAAUAAAUAUAUGUAGGUAGGUUUUCCCGUUUCACCUUCUCACUAUCCCCAUAUCUCCUGAUAUAAACAAAGACACAGCAGAAAUUUUAUUGUCCAGAGUUUCUGCCCAUAGGAUCUCACCCAUUAAAAUUUCUGGGUUUCAAUCCAAAUAAUAUUUACCUUUGUGUUGAUUGCCAUUAGUAUAGUAUGAACUUAACCCCAAACAUUUUCCUCACAUCAUGUAUGACAGUUUUUCAAAUCAAAAUUUGGAAGGAUAGCCUUUUAAACUGCAAAGGAGUUUCCAUUUUAAGAUAUAUGUGUGUGUGUGUGUGUGUGUGUGUGUGUGCACAUAUAUAUAUAUAAAUAUAUAUAUAUUUAGUGUUGAAUUUUGCUGAGUUUCACAUUCUUUGAAUAUAUCAAAUAAUGAUAACCAUAGCUCCUAAUAGGAUGAUGCUGAAUCAUUCAUGUAUAGCAUAGUAUACCCAGGCAAAAUAUAAAGACUUACCUUUGAGACUCCUGACUAUAUACAUCAGCCAGUUGAACUGUUAUUUUUAAACAGUAACAAUAAUAACAAAAAGAAAACAAUCUCAUUUCUUGACUAAAUUGAACUUUUCCAAGUAACUGUUUUAUUGAUAUCCACUUUUUAAAAAAACUUUUAUUUGUAUAGAUGCAAACAUUUAAUUGAUUUAGUUUUCCUCAUCAUGAUGUUUCAAAGUCAAGCUUUUAUUCUCUGCUUCAGUUUAUUCAAGAUAUAUCUAUGGACAACUGGUAGGUGAAAUAAACACACACACACACACAAACACACAUACACAUGUACCAGUUGCUUGACCUUUGCAAAUAAAGCAACAGUUUGGUUGAUUAAGUAAUUAAAUAAUGGAAAAAAUCUACAUUCAAAGAUUGAGGGUUCAAGGUUCUGGAGAUCUGUUAAAUACGCUGACAGUCCAUCCUGGAUUCAGAUACUUCCUGAUCCCCCUGCAGUGUGGUGCAGCAGAAAGACUCCUGGAUUUCCUGUAGGUUCUAAUUAACAACAUUGCUACUUACUAAAAAAUGCCAUAAUUCCUUUCACACUUUAGUUACAUUAUCUCAUUUGUGCUUCUUCACAAUCCUUGAGGUAUGUAUUGUAGGUAUUAUUACCCUCCUUUUUAUAACUGAGGAAAGUGAGGCUCAAAGAUAUUGAGAGACUCACCCAUGAUCAUUUGACUAGUAAUAUUAGAGGCAGGAUCCAAAAUUAAGUCUUCUUGACUUUGAGCUCAUUGCUCUAUCCAUUAUCCCAAAAUACCUCUCUACAUCUACCACCUGGGUGAUCUUGGGCAAAUCACUUAACAUCUCUGGUCUACUAUUUCCUCAUCGAUAAAAUGAUGGUGUUGAACUACAUAAAUUCUAAAGUCUUGUGUAGUUCAAAAUUCAUGAUCCUGGGAUCUCCCCACUGGUGUUGAUAUUCACGUCUUCUUGAGCUUAGGCAAAAGGCCUUGCUAACAGGGAGAUUAGUAGGCAUUUCAUGUAAAAGUUAGUGACAGAUGGAGACUUUUCUCCAAACGGAGUCAGAAAAAAAAAAAAAGGUGAAGGUGGGGUUGGAAACCAUGAAAAAUGGAGAGCUUUGGAGAGAACUAUGAAUGAGCUCUCUGAAAUAUUUUGUCUAAUAUUCAUUUUGUAGCCAUUUGUAGAGAUCUCUAAAACUUGGAAGUAACAAAGGAAUCGACCAUUUUCUAAACCACAAUGAAAAAUUCUCAUCUUAUUAAAGAAAACUCACACUUACCUAUUGUUUCUUGGAGCUACUACUCUCCAUGGAGUCUAGUGUAUCUAUGAGAAAUUGGCAUGUUAGAAGCUCAGACCAAACCAGGCCAGCCAGAUCCCAUCUGACUGUUUUACCUCUCUGAAUUCUCAUAAAGUGGUUGAGUUGAUGAGUUCCAAGAAUUAGAAUAUGCUUUCAAUUUGGCACACAUGAAGAAAUGGUUCCAAGAUCCGAAGGAAUUAGACUUUGUAUCCAUAUAACCCUGCCAUUUUGUUGGAUAAUAAGACUUAAAAAACAAUGAAGCAAAUACAUUAAAAUGUUUGGAAGUAGGAACCGAGUCAUGGCCACAGGAAGUGUUUGUCAGUGGAUGCAUUGUUUUCUGUCUGAGUUACAGCUUUAUUUUUUCUGAAUGCGAAAUAUACAGCCAAUAUUGAUGGCAGGAAGAACUGUCUCUUUUCUACCAAGUUGACUUUUCCUUUAACUUCUAUUUGUCCUAGCCUCAUAGCAAUAACCUAAAGAACUAAAGUGGGUUUUGUUUGGGGCACAUGAAAUGGAUGGUUUGAAGAGGGAAUGUUCUCCCUUUAAUCCCCAUCUCAUCCAUAUCCUUGUUAAAUCUCAGUUUUAAAGAGUUAAGCCAUAGCCUCUAAUUUGGCAAGCGCUGAGAAUAGGUAGAAGUAGAUUUAGUUUGGGGUCCUAUACAGUCUUAUUGCUUUUCAUUAACCACUUGUCUUUUUGUCAACCGAAAUGGGUUGCUGGUAUGGGUUGAAACACAGAGGCAAGACUUCAAAAUGAUGGCCAUAUGUGUAAGGCCAUGUAUAAGGCUCUUCCAGAGAGAGACACAGUCUAAUUGUCUUCAUUGUAAUUCAUUCAAUUCAGCUAAUCCUUGUCCUCUGCUUUAAUAAUCUUACUUUCCACAAGCAUAGCACUAAAGUUACAAGUAGAGCAGGAAAGCACACAAUGCCAGGUGAAAUUGUGCAAAGUGUAUUUUCAGCAUGUACAUACAAUACUGGGCCUCUUAAAUAUGCUUCUCUUAAAAGGGUGCACGCUACAGCAUGAAACAUGUGCAUAAUUACUGUAUCCUACUGGAAUAUGCUGUAUGCAUACCAUACAUCCCCUAUACAUGAAGUAAUAAAAGUGUACAAUA
Molecule: messenger RNA, 6404 nt
Organism: Phascolarctos cinereus (koala)
Lineage: Eukaryota; Metazoa; Chordata; Mammalia; Diprotodontia; Phascolarctidae
Gene: CHRM2
Product: cholinergic receptor muscarinic 2
Biological process (GO): G protein-coupled receptor signaling pathway, coupled to cyclic nucleotide second messenger; regulation of smooth muscle contraction; adenylate cyclase-inhibiting G protein-coupled acetylcholine receptor signaling pathway
Cellular component (GO): plasma membrane; dendrite; synapse
Molecular function (GO): G protein-coupled acetylcholine receptor activity; G protein-coupled serotonin receptor activity
Source: RefSeq, a predicted model, not a curated record